Molecule: messenger RNA, 603 nt
Organism: Cetraspora pellucida
Lineage: Eukaryota; Fungi; Glomeromycota; Glomeromycetes; Diversisporales; Gigasporaceae
Source: the annotation of a GenBank genome assembly
AUGGCAUUGCAAGUUGACUUGGUUCUUAAAAGCCAAUAUAUUAUUACCAUUCCCCUUGCUGGAAUUGGUUGGAUUGUUCUACUUGGUGGUGUUGGUGCUAUCACAUCCUUUUAUAACGACACGCUGAAUGCUCAUAAAUUCUUUAAUUAUGGCUUAUCCUCUUCGAGUUCACGAAUGAGUGGUGCUUUUGCUGCCCUUUGGUUAUAUGUGAUAUAUCAAAUUAUCGUCAUAAUUAGUCUUUUUAUGAUUGUUGCAAAAAAUGCUAUGAAACACUAUCGCUAUGCUGUUCUGUCGUCUAUAAUCAUCAGUUUUAUUUCUAAUUGCAAUUUCGCUUUUCUUGCUACUACUGCUAGUGGCAUUUUUAACCUUUCUCUUGUUCCUGAAAUGAAUUCUAGAAUUAAUGCUUUUAUAGCUGGGCUUAGUAUUCUUGCUAUUGCCAAUUUUAUUUGGAUAAUUAUUAUUGGAUCAGAAGAUGAUUCUACUUUGAUAAAAGCCAUUGAUGCAUAUUACGGAAAUACAAGAAAUAACAAAAAUGAUUCUACUAGUACUAGGUUUGCCCCUCAACCAACACAAAUACAUACCUCUGAUGUUAGAAAUGUCUAG